AUGCCACCUGUUCUAGACAAUCAUACCUUGAAAAUAGAUGAAUACAAAACAUCCAUCUGCUCCACAUAUGAAAAAGUGAAGGAGUAUAACUCUCGACCUGGUGAGAAUGUGCUGCUGGCUGAACGCUACACUGAGCUGCUGAUCGUUGAGACACACAGAAAUCAGAGAGAAAGAGAGGAGGAGAUCCGUUGUAGAGGAGAUGAUCACCAGCAGGUCUUAAAAACCAGGGCAAGUGAAGCAUACAACAGAAUCACUGUGGACCAGUUGUUCAAACCCGAUGACCGUGGAGAUGUUCCAAAGGCAGUCAUUCUCCAGGGCGACUCUGGAUAUGGCAAAUCCUUCACUGCUAUGAAGAUCAUGUAUGACUGGGCCUCAGGAGAUGUAUUCAAAGACCUGUUUGACCUUGUUUUUCACCUUAAAUGCAAAGAGCUUAAUGACAUCUCAGAGGCACACAGUCUGGUGGAUCUCCUGAGCUACUGUCCAAGCUUCACCAGUGAGACAGCAGAGGUGCUGAAGGACUCAAAAAUGAAAGUGCUCUUCCUCAUUGAUGGCUUUGAUGAGCUCAAGUUCUCAUUUGAGAAAACUAGCACCGUACCACCUAAAGACCCUUCCACAAAAGCUCCUGUUGAGGCCACUCUGAGUGCUCUGCUGAAGGGGCUGGUCCUGCCUAAAUGCUUCCUGCUGGUCACCACCAGGUCCACUGCUUCAGACAAACUGAGCGAUCUGCUCAGUGAUUCUCAGCGUUUCACUGACAUCCUAGGCUUCACUGAGGAGGGGGUGAAGGAGUACUUCCAGAGGUUUUUCAAAGAAGAACUGCUAGCAAAGAAAGCAUUUGACUGUGUGAGGACCAACGAGACUUUGUACACUACCUGCUUCAUCCCCGUCAUCUGCUGGAUCACCUGCACAGUUUUCAGGGAGCAAGAAGAAGGCAUGGACAUCACUAAGGAACUAGAAACAGCCACCUCUAUAUUUGUUCACUUUGUGUCCAUUCUGCUGAAGCAUCACUGCCAGGGUUUGAGUCAGCCUGAAACACUGCUGAGGAGCCUGGGCCAGCUGGCAGAGAGAGGGUUACAGGAACAUCAAGUCCUGUUUGAUGAGAAUAGUUUGUCUGAGGCUUUCCCUGAUCCAUCACAAGCAACCAGAUACAAUCCUUUCCUCUGCAAAUUUUUCCUAACGAGUACAGUCAAACAGGAAAGAAUGUACAGUUUCAUGCAUCUGAGCUUCCAGGAGUUCUUCGCUGCUGUCCACCUGAUGAUGGAGAAUGAGGAAGAGGCCCUUAAAAAACUACAGCAGUUGUUAGGAAACUACUGCUGGGUGCUGCUGUACUGCCUACAGUGUUGCCCGACCAUCAGAAGCCUGGAGCUCCAUGACUGCAACAUAACAGCAGAGAAGCUGAGGAUGCUGCAGCCUGCACUGAGCAGGUGUGAGGAGCUGGGAGUGGCAAAGAGCAGCCUCUCACCUGAGAGUGUGGAGCAGGUCCUCAGUGCUCUCUCCAGACAAUGGUCUGUGGAUAACGUCCGUCUGUCUGUGACGACCAUCACUGGCACCACCGCAGCCUGCUGCUUGGACUUCAUGCAGAACACAGAGAUGUGCCCUCACCUGACGUGA
Molecule: messenger RNA, 1608 nt
Organism: Clupea harengus (Atlantic herring)
Lineage: Eukaryota; Metazoa; Chordata; Actinopteri; Clupeiformes; Clupeidae
Product: NACHT, LRR and PYD domains-containing protein 1 homolog
Exons: 4
Coding region: 1-1608 (535 amino acids)
Cellular component (GO): cytoplasm
Source: RefSeq, a predicted model, not a curated record